AUGUCUCAACAAAACAACAUACCAAGUAGAGGUAUAUUCUCACGUGUAUAUCUGAGCGCCAGGAAUUAUUUGAAUGGAUUUAGCACGAGAAAUGCUAAUGAUACAAAUAAUUCUUUGCGUAAUGAUAAUCAGGUUAAGAAUAAGAUCUAUAAACCACAAACUAAAAAGGCAAGUCAAUUAUCGAAUCACAUACAAGAUUUAGAAGAUAAUACAUAUACUUCUAGGGGUCUGUCACAUGAUAGCUUGAUUUCAGAAUCAUCUAUUGAUAAUUCAUCACAAAAUCUACAAGAUGUAACUAUAGAUAAUUUAGAUACGGCUUUAAAGAUCAGAGAGAAAUUGUAUCCAAAACAUCAAAGGACCAAACCAAAUAAAUCUAAAUCAUCACCAUUGAAAAUAGUACUGCCUAAAAAAGCAAAGGAUACUAAUCAACUGGUUGAAUCCAAUGUUAAGCUUAUUCCAAGAAAAGAUGCAAAUAAUAAUAACUCAGUUAUUUUUAGUCAAGUACCUAUACUACAGGAAAUUCUUGAACUGGAUGAUGAAUCUGAACAGGAACCAGACGUAGAAUCAGACAUAAAAUUGAACACAAGACUCACUGCUUCACCUAUACUAGAUAAUCUUUCUUCCGAAAGAAUUGAAAUCGAUCUAAUAUCUGAUUCUGAUUCUGGUUCUCAUUCAGAUGCAUUAUCACAAAAUGAAGAUAACGACACAGUCUUGGAUUCUAUUGAGGUUACACUGAGUACAACUCAACGUGAGAAUUCUCCUUCAGUUCGUCGCAAAGCUCCCGCUAUAAUUCUAUCUGAAUCAAGCUCAAGUUUAAGUAUAAGCUCAGACAUAGGUGAGCUAUUUAAAUUAAAUGAAUUGUCAACCCCAACUCAAAAGGUGAAAGUUAAAAAAUCACCUGCUGUUAGAGAGUCUGGAUUUCUGGUUUCCAAGGAGCCAGUAGCAUCAAACGAAGAAGAUACAUUCAGUUUACAAUCAUCACAAAAACCUAUUGCAAAAUCUAUAAUUCCAAAACUGAGCUCUUCAUCUCAGUCUCCUAAUAUCGUCGCAACUUCAAAACCAAAACCACAAGGUGUAUUUAUUUCGACUAGGCGCAGACUUGUUCAGCUGUCUCCUCAGCCACUUACAAGAACGUUUACUCAACUGGUUGCAAGAACGUCUCCUCAACCGGUCACAAGAACUACACCUCUUACAACAGACUCAGCAAUUGGAGUUACUCCCAUAGAUAAGCCAAGCUCAAAUGAAUCUGAAAAGCUGAUUUCUAAAGUUAACUCUGUAAUAACAACUAAACCUUAUUCGAAUCCUUCAACUCCAAAGUCUCCAAUAAAAACUGCAUCUUCAUUAGAAAUUCAAGAUUCAAAGAACAAAUCCCCUAGUCAUAAAUCACCUAUUGCUCGAGAUGCAUCUCCAUCAGACAGAUUUAUACUAUCAAGUCAACUGUCAAGAACGCAGCUCCACAAACCAGUUGCUUUAAAGCAAAGUAAUUUAUUUAUUCCAAAUAAAUCAAGAUAUGUGGUUGAAAGUAAGAAUAAAGAAUCAUCUGAUGGCUCAAAAUCAAAUUCCGAUUUGCAAAAUAGUUCAUCAACACGUCGUAGAGUUAAAUCAGCUGAAUUAUUUGUCCCAGAGUCAUCCGAAUCAGUACCUUCAGAUUCAGAAGAUUACAUAAGUAAUGAGAGCCUCGUGUCAAGUAGUGAUGGUCAUAAUUCGACUUCAAACAACAUUGAAUCAGAACAAUUAUUUGUUCCGGAAGAAGUUCCAAAGGUAACUAAUUUUGAAUCUUUGAAAAAUUCAAUGGGGUUCAGUAUUUCAAGUGAACAGGCAUCAGUGGCCAAUCAAAUAUUACAAAUGCAUGCAAAUGGUGCCUCUUUAGAUGAUCUUGAGAGAACGAUAAAUCAAAAAUAUGGAAGUCCUACAUCCAAUUUAACCAAGACCAAUACUCCUAGUCGAAAUUAUCCAAAUAUUUUAAUUUCAAUUAUGAAUUCUAAGAACAGUACACCAACCGUCAUGAAAGCAAGGCAGCAUUUACUAAAUUUAGAAAAUAACGCUAGUUCAUAUGAUCAUUUCGUCCGCGAGCCAUUACAUGCAGAGAGUCAUGCAGAAGAUAAAGCUGAAAUAAAUCCUCCUAGUUCAAAGACAAUAAAUCGAGAUCGAGAUUUGAUUGUUCCACUUGUGGAUGCAGAUUCAGAUCAAAAUGUCAACGAUGAUUCAAGAUCGAGGAAACGUAAACGUUCACCAAUACGAAAUUCAACUUCACUGAAUAAAACAGUACAUGAUAAAGCAGUUGCAAAAUCUUUGAAAAUGCCGCAUAACAAAUUAAAUAAAAAAAAUGUUCAAAUUACAAAGAGUUCAAUACGAGUAAUGAAUUCUGAUAGUAGUGAUGAAGAUAAUAUCACAAGUACAAGAGCUCAUUAA
This is a messenger RNA of Scheffersomyces amazonensis, 2412 nucleotides long. RefSeq lists its product as uncharacterized. The transcript has a single exon. The record is from RefSeq and is a predicted model, not a curated record. Bases 1 to 2412 code for a protein of 803 amino acids. NCBI's taxonomy places the organism in Eukaryota, Fungi, Ascomycota, Pichiomycetes, Serinales, Debaryomycetaceae.